This is a messenger RNA of Biomphalaria glabrata, 975 nucleotides long. Its product is annotated as FMRFamide peptide receptor frpr-18-like. Gene Ontology annotation, cellular component: membrane. Gene Ontology annotation, biological process: G protein-coupled receptor signaling pathway. Bases 1 to 975 code for a protein of 324 amino acids. Gene Ontology annotation, molecular function: G protein-coupled receptor activity. NCBI's taxonomy places the organism in Eukaryota, Metazoa, Mollusca, Gastropoda, Planorbidae. The record is from RefSeq and is a predicted model, not a curated record. The transcript has 2 exons.
AUGUCAGAAUCACCUGUCUUCAAUGAGAGUGGGGAUACUAUAUCAGGCUACAAACUGUCCAGUAGAGAUGACCAGUACGUCAGCGACAGUGUCAGAAAGAUCGUCUUCCUUGUUAAUCACGUGGUCAUCGACAUGUGCAUUUGCAUAUUUGGGAUUGUGGGAAACUGCACCAACAUUCGAGUGUUCGUCAAGCAGGGACUCCAGAAGUCCGUCAACCUGAGCCUCUGCGCCAUGUCGUUCUCUGACCUCGUCGGGCUCGUCUUUCAAGUCUGGCACAACUUCUGCCUCAACCCUUACCUGGAGCUUGUUGACUGGCCUGUCGAUUUCAUGCAGAUUCAGGUCCUGACCGGUGGCUGCCCUAACGUCGCCAUGACGCGAAUUACUGGUUGGAUUACCAUGUACAUCACCAUGGAGAGAUGCCUUUCCGUGUUGAUGCCUUUGAAGAUCCGACGCAUCGUCACCUUUAAGAGGACAGCGGUCAUCCUGGUGUUCUGCUACCUCAUCAACCUCUCUGUCUUCGUGCCCCUUUACGCAGCAGACUACAUGGACUGGAUCUAUAGCCCGAGCGUCAACAGGACCAAGCUGGGAGUCGCUCGCUACGGGAACUCAGCCACCAUCGGACUAGUCAUGAACGUAGGUCACUUUUACCUGUCCGUUCUCUCCUUUCUCUUCGUGGUCAUCUUCACAGCUGUCCUGGUGGUCGCUCUGAAGAAGAAGACCAAGUGGAGGCUGGGCGCCACCUCGGACAGGGAGCAGCACGAGGCGCUGACCAGCAGGGACAAUAAGGUGGUCGGAAUGGUUAUCAUGGUGGCUAUCGUCCUCAUCUUGUGCUACUCUCCUGGAGUCCUGUGCUCCAUCGUGGAGAUUUGCAUCCCAGAAUUCUCUUUAAACGCCAAAAUGGAGAAUCUGUACCACGUGGUAUGGUCGACAAUGUAUGGAGCAAAGAACAGUGUGAUUGGUGAUCUGGGACUUUAA